CUAGUUCCUCUUUCAAACAACCUAACGGACGGUCCAGAUCUGGUCAUCGGCACUCCACAAGUUGCUCGAUCUUUAACAGCGCGUCCUUUCCUUAUUUAAACCCGCCCUCCCCAAUUUCCUCGCAUCCCAACCCCUAUUUUAGUUUUACCCAUUCGUCGUCUUCUUCCUCCCGAAAAUAGAAAAAAAAAAAACCCAAAACCAGAGAGCUCUGCGCCACCACCACUGCCACUUUUCCAUCUCUCAUUUUCGGUUGAUUAUCUCUAUCUGAAACGAAACGAUGUCGUCGCCCGAGAAGGAGAGAGAGACCCAGGUUUACAUGGCCAAGCUCGCCGAGCAGGCCGAGCGUUACGAAGAAAUGGUUGAGUGUAUGAAGAAAGUUGCAAAACUGGACCUUGAGCUGACCGUGGAGGAGAGGAAUCUUCUUUCUGUGGGAUACAAAAAUGUCAUAGGUGCUCGACGGGCCUCUUGGCGAAUCAUGUCUUCCAUUGAGCAAAAGGAAGAGUCUAAGGGGAAUGAGAACAAUGUCAAACUGAUCAAGGGUUACCGCCAGAAGGUGGAGGAGGAACUCUCCAAGAUUUGCAAUGACAUUCUGUCUAUCAUAGACAAGCACCUGAUCCCCUCUUCUACCUCUGGAGAGGCCACUGUUUUCUACUACAAAAUGAAAGGUGACUAUUACCGGUACCUUGCUGAGUUCAAGACCGACCAGGACAGAAAAGAGGCAGCUGAGCAGUCACUCAAGGGAUAUGAGGCUGCUUCAGCCACUGCAAACACAGAUCUCCCAUCAACCCACCCGAUCCGUCUUGGUCUAGCCCUCAACUUUUCUGUCUUCUACUAUGAGAUUAUGAAUUCUCCUGAGAGGGCUUGCCAUUUGGCUAAACAAGCAUUUGAUGAGGCAAUUGCAGAGUUGGACACCUUGAGUGAGGAGUCAUACAAGGACAGCACCCUUAUUAUGCAAUUGUUGAGAGACAACCUCACUCUCUGGACCUCUGAUUUGCCUGAAGAUGGAGGUGACGACAAUUUCAAAGGUGAAGAAACCAAACCAGCAGAACCUGCAACUGCGGCGACUUGAUGGGUACCUGAAAAAUAGCACGGCACAUGGCAAGUGGAAAAGACUUUUGCAAAAGGCGACCUUUAGCUUUUCUCACUCAGUUUUCGCGAGGGGAUUGACUGAAGGACGUACACCCUUUUUUUCUUCUUCUUCUUCAGUUUUCAUGAUAUUGAUCCUUCUAGGUUCCAAAGAAGAUAGGAAUUGAUCAAUUUUUAUAUAAAAAAUUUGGAUUUAUGCUUUUGCUACAUGUUCGUUUA
Molecule: messenger RNA, 1305 nt
Organism: Prunus avium (sweet cherry)
Lineage: Eukaryota; Viridiplantae; Streptophyta; Magnoliopsida; Rosales; Rosaceae
Gene: GRF12
Product: general regulatory factor 12
Source: RefSeq, a predicted model, not a curated record